Molecule: messenger RNA, 1310 nt
Organism: Hyaloscypha bicolor E
Lineage: Eukaryota; Fungi; Ascomycota; Leotiomycetes; Helotiales; Hyaloscyphaceae
Exons: 2
Coding region: 34-1053 (339 amino acids)
Source: RefSeq, a predicted model, not a curated record
UCGACGUCGCCCUCUUAUCUGAACAAAAGAGCCAUGUCCAAUUUAUCCUUUACCUAUAAUGCUACUGCGAUUCACAAUGCUUUCAAAGGAGGCAAUCAAAGCUACUGUUCUCUAAGCCCUUUUCAAUACUCCGUAUACCCGAUCGAUAGCGAUACCUCAAAGUGCCCCUCCGCCAACUCUAUUCUAACAACAUUCGGAGUUGUGAAUCUCGCGGUUACCACCUUCAGCCUGUUACUUGGAAAUCGGGUAAUAACGCACUGGUAUACCUGCGGUUAUUGCGGGCAAGAGAAGAAGAAUAAUUUCGGGAGAAAGCACCUCGGUAUUCCUAUCCCGAGUUCUAUACUCUAUAUGUGGCUCCUGCCUAUUGCGCUCCAGUUUAGCGCGAACGCUAUCAACGCCGUACUAAUGAAGAGUACUCCAAACUAUAAAGAAGGCUUCUCUAUUGGCCAAAUUAUGGUUCUCUAUUUAGUGCGGCCGCGUGUUACCUGGCUCUUGGGUAUUAUCAUAGUCAAGUGUUCUCCAGCAGCGGUAGUCAAUGGAGAUGGCGAUGGCGAAACAAGUGCCCUAUCGGAUACUCCUUCCGGCUUCAACUUAAGGGAGGAUUGGCGGCCCUGGGCAUACCAACAGAUGUUCGCAGAAUGGGUACUCCAGGUAAUUACCUCAAGCAUCGGCCUAUUGAUGCAAUCGUGUAUGCCCAUCUCGCAACCAGGUAGCGAGGAGGUUUCUUUGCAGGGCUUGAACCUUGUUAUCCCAAAUUUGGUGCUUUGUUUCGGUAUAGCUGCCGGUUCUGGUGCUAUGUUCUACGUCAGGAGGGGCGGGAAAUUUGACAGAGAAUACAAGCAAGGAGGCUCCUCUCGAUCUUGGCGUUUCCAGAUUCCAUUUGUGUUAACCUUAGCUGUCGCUGCUUUACUAUGGGCAUCAAGGUGGAUGUUUUGGGUCAACUAUCUACAAAACUUUGACGUAUACGGUUUCUGCCCACCCAAAUUCAUACAGCAGGGCGUUGUAUGGACUGUUUUCUCCGCCGCUGCUGCACCAUUUGGAGUCGGAGUCUAGGACUUGGUUUGCCUGUACCUCAGGUUAUUUCGAUAUAAUAGUUUGAGGUUUAUUCAGAUGAUCUGGCAGUCCACUGACAAGUGCCAAGGAAAGCAAACGAUCAAGGUCGGUUUGAUAAGGUAAAGACUAGAUUGACUACAAAGAUGGAAGAGGAGGGUGAGUGAGGAAGGGAUUAUAUACAUGUCGCCAAGGGGCAGAGCAAGGUCUCAUUAUGUAAAGAAGGUAGUUGUUUUGAGAAAUAUCAUAGUAAUUCAUAA